Molecule: messenger RNA, 3153 nt
Organism: Ixodes scapularis (black-legged tick)
Lineage: Eukaryota; Metazoa; Arthropoda; Arachnida; Ixodida; Ixodidae
Product: zinc finger protein 184
Exons: 3
Coding region: 233-2881 (882 amino acids)
Biological process (GO): regulation of transcription by RNA polymerase II
Molecular function (GO): DNA-binding transcription factor activity; RNA polymerase II cis-regulatory region sequence-specific DNA binding
Source: RefSeq, a predicted model, not a curated record
AAUCCAAUCCAACAAGAUUUGGAAUGGGUGGAAUGGUUGGGAUGGUUUUGAUGGUUUUGAUGUAGUACACGUAUUUGUAGUUGGUGUAGUCGUGUAGUGUCGCCGUAUUUAGUUCAGUUAUCCGCUGCUGUUCUUUAUUUACGUCGGAAUUGAAUGUCCGAUUCCACGCUUGCGGCCUUGCGGUAUCGAAGUCCCCAACAGUUCGCGUUAGAAGGCCGCGUCAAUCGGAGUGAUGGGAAUCUACAUCGUGAUCAGCCUCGACUCGCAGCCUGUAUGCGCUGACCUCUACUUCCCCAUGGGACUGCCAGCGGGAAGUUCAAUCGAUCUGUGCCUCGCGGCGUCGUCCCCCUCGAAAAGUGCCAAGGAUGACCCUAGGUUCGCUCUAAACUACGCCUACGUCAACGGCCGAAAAGUCCCCGUCGCCAGAAACAACUACGACCACAAGUACGGCGCGACCUACCUCUCUCGGGGCAUCAGCGUUCGAGCCCCUCGGGUCAACGGCCAACGAAUAUGCCAACUCAAAAACCUGCGACUCCCGGUCCCUUCUUUGGCGGUCUCUGCCGAAACCCUUUCCGUUCCUGAGAACAUCCUGGGCCAGACGGACCAGCAGGGCUCGACCGACGCCGUCGCCAGCGGCGCGCUACCGAGAUCCAAAGAUGCGCCCCCCGACGUCGAGAUGGUCUUCACCGAAGCCUCGCAGGCAUGCGCGAAAGCCAUCGACGACAUCGUGAGCGCCAACGAACCCGAGACUCAGACAGUGUUUCUGUGCACGCAGUGUUCGCACCAAACAUUCGACAAGGAUGUGGCAGUGAGCCACUGCAAGUCGCACCUGAAGGGCCCUCGGCCGAAGGCGGUAUCCGGCGCCAAAUCGGCCAGUGUCUCGAGUAAGCUCCGUUACGUUUGCGUCCACUGCGGCAAGAAGUUCGUCUCGAACCAACGGCUUCAGGUGCACCUCUUGUGUCACGCGGAGUCUUCCGCCAAACCGGUCCAGAAAGAGAGCUACCCGGUGGUGCGGCCGAGCGGCAAAGAGGCCGACCUCCCGUUUCGCUGCCUCUACUGCACAGAGACCUACCCCACGAAGGCGUCGUUGGAAGCUCACAUCAAGUGGUGUCAGCCGGAGUCGCCCAAGGCCGAAAUCGCCGCCAGUGCAGACGCGGAUGAGCUUGAGUCCCACAUUCUCAUCACCAAGGUCCCCGGUGAAAAGUCCUCGUUGCAGUGCUCGGACUGCGGGGAGCAGUUCGCUGACUUCAACACCUUCAAUGCCCACCACCGACUGCAGGACUGCGCCGGAGGCGACCGCGACCAGGCACUCAGCAUCACGACGGCCAAACGAAAGAGAAGGGAAUUUGCCUGUGUUCACUGCGACCACGUCGCGUCCUCUUACGCCAGGCUGUGCGAUCACAGCGUGGAGCACUCUGAGGCGACCUUGUACCGCUGCAAUGUCUGCCGCAAGGUGUUCCUUCACAAGGCGAUGCUGGAGCAGCAUGCGCUCAGUCACAGCCAGCCGGACACGACGCCGCAGCGUCUCUACCCAUGCUGCUACUGUGACCGGGUAUUUAAGAGCCACCGGGGCAUCCAAGCGCACACAAACUUCCACAAAAACGUGCGUCCCUUUGAGUGUAGGGAGUGUGGGGCGUCACUGUCGUCCAAAGCCAACCUGAAGGCGCACAUGGUCAGCAUCCACGGGGACCCCGGCGACGAUGCCAAGUGCCCCCACUGUCCGAAGGUGUUCAAGCUGCAGCGUUCCCUCAACAUUCAUUUGCGAGCAAUCCACGGCCCAGAGAAGGUGCAUGAAUGCCAGCUGUGUGGCAAGCGACUGGCCACGGAGCGCAAGCUCCUCAAGCACCAAGCGCUUGUGCACUUCAACGACAACACAUCUGCUGCGGCAGGCGCGGCUUUGUCUCAGAGCGGGCAGAUGUCUCUGCUGCGGCUUCUCACCUGUCCCAAGUGUCCCUUCCGCACCUACAGCUACCCUCGUCUCGCCAGGCACAGGGUGCAGCACACGGGAGUGUACCCGCACCAGUGCCCGGAGUGCGACAAACAAUUCAUCUUCAAGGACCAGGUGACGCGCCACGUCCAGUCGGUGCACCGCAAGAGCCGGCUGACCUGCCCGCACUGCCCACGGCUCUUCUUCUCCGCCAAGCUGCACCAGCUCCACCUGGAGACCCACCGGCAGAAGCAGGGCUUCCCUUGCACCUCGUGCGGCAGCUACUACGAGACCACGGCCGCCCUGGAGCACCACGCGCAGAGCCACUCGCCGGACCUGCCGUUCGAGUGCAGCCUCUGCCAGCGGCGCUUCAAGUUCUCCCAGGGGCUCUCUGUGCACCUGCGCUUCCACCACCGGGGCGCCUCAGCGAGCGCAGGCAAGGGGGUCGGGGACCACACGUGGCGCCACACGUGCGACGUCUGCCACAUCCGCUUCAAGUACCAGAGCAGCCUGGCGGCGCACCGGCUCAACAAGCACACCGAGGCGGACAAGCUGACGUGCACCUACUGCAGCCGCACGUUCAGCUCGCAGUGCGUGCUGUCGCUGCACAUCCGCUCUCACACGGGAGAGAAGCCCCACGUGUGCCCGCAUUGCGGCAGGGCGUUCAGCAUACCGGCCAACCUCAAGAACCACCUGGUGACGCAGCACACCAAGGACUUCAAGCUGUUCUGCCCACUGUGCGGGAAGGGGGCCGUGAGCAACCUCAAGCUGAGGCAGCACCUGCUGCUGUCGCACAAGGCCGUGGGCGGGACGUGCAAGGGCGCGGGGAGGGCGGCAGCAGCCUUGCCGGCGGCGGACCAACUGGACAUUCCGGAAAUGGAGGAUGUUCCAGUGCCCGUGACGCAUGUGAUUGUCGAGGACCCUGCCUCUAUUUUUUCCCAGAUCAUUUUGUGAGUGGGGAGUGGCGUGGCACGUGACAAUUCUGGGUUUGUCGCAGGUUGGUCGAGUGUGGGUCUGUCACCUUUCUUUGGACUUAUUUUGGCCGUGGAGGUGGCCAUCUAAAGUGAGUGUUUUGUCUAACAACCUCAAUACUGGAGUAGGAGAACCGAGGAAAAUAGAGAAUUGAGAAAGGGAUAUAAAAAAAAAGAGGGAAAACAGAUAAAUAAAAAACUAACCUCUCUUUGUUUUUUAUCAUAUAAAAUAAAUGGUGCAACUCAAAUGUACAA